Monascus purpureus is the source of this 4817-nucleotide messenger RNA. NCBI's taxonomy places the organism in Eukaryota, Fungi, Ascomycota, Eurotiomycetes, Eurotiales, Aspergillaceae. The record is from the annotation of a GenBank genome assembly.
CUGCUUGUACCUUUUGCCAGGGUCCUUCAGAGAGCUCCAAAAACAGAAAAAAGGGACCUUAUCGUGGCUGAAGCGCAUGAAUCGAGUUCCGAGGCUCUCUUCCUUGUUAGCAUGGACGCCAAGGCUCCGACUGGCGCCUCCUUUCAAGUUCCAACCUCCGCACCUCUUCACUGUGUGUAUGCAGUCCCAGAGGUAUCUGGACUGACGCACGGAGUAGCCCCGAAGCAAUAUAUUUCCAGGGGUAUAGACAUUGUCCAAACAUUCUUCCCAUCGGUCACAGUCGCUUGUUAGCAACAAUACGAUUCGAUGCAAUACGGCCUUCAUUCGCUGUCUGCUGUUUUGUCUGUUUAACGCAUAUAUGAGCAAGAACGAUUUGAGCUGCUUCGUUGAAUACUCUGUGAACAUGGGAAGCCUUGAAGUUGCUGAAAGGCAGGACCCUCCCCUCCGAACACAUCGAAAGUCAUCGUCCUCUCAUUCCGACGCAUCAUCCGAUUCGGAUUUAUCUUCACUCGAAUCCACCUUGCUAGCUGACGAUAAUGUUUAUCCAUCAGGAAAGAUACGGGAGCUGGAGAAGGAAGAGGACAGAUAUCGUGAUCUCGAGGAUGGUCAUCCGCAUCUGGAAGAGCCACUUCUUGCCUCACGAAGAACCAAAACGUCCACUGGAAGCCGCUCUUCGCGAGUCAUGUGGACGCUGGGACUACUCUGUUUAGGAGGAUGGGGCCUUGCCUUCAUACUAUUUUUGGCCCAACAGCGAUCCUCUGCAGCUGCUCCGUCUGAUGCUAUCCAUGAUCUGGACUCAGCCACUGGGAGCAGUCGUGGGAAACCAGUGACGUUGAACCAAGUCCUCAGCGGUGAAUGGCUUGCUCAAUCCCACAGUAUUUCUUGGAUCCCAGGAUCCAACGGUGAAGAUGGACUUCUUGUUGAAGUGGGCGGAGCUGGCAGGGGAAAAGGCUAUCUGCGGGUUAAUGACAUCCGAGACCGCAAAGGAGAGGACGAUUACUCUAACAGCAGAGUACUCAUGAACAAUUCCUAUGUGCAGGUAGACGGGGAAACUGUCUUCCCCGAUAACGUCUGGCCCAGCAGGGACAUGAAGAGCGUCCUGCUUCUAUCUGACCAGAAAAAGAAUUGGAGACAUUCGUACGUUGGACGCUACUGGCUCUUGGACGUCGAGACUCAGGCGGCGCAACCCCUGGAUCCAGCGUAUCCUGAUGGGCAGAUCCAGCUCGCCGUUUGGUCUCCAAGGUCGGACGCAGUCGUCUUCGUGAGAGAUAAUAACAUGUAUCUUCGGAAACUGUCUACCAAAGAAAUAGUUACAAUUACGGAGGACGGAGGCAAGGAUCUAUUUUACGGUGUUCCUGACUGGGUAUAUGAGGAAGAAGUCUUCGCCGGAAAUAGUGUAACGUGGUGGUCUAGUGAUGGGAAGUAUAUCGCAUUUCUUCGAACGAAUGAGUCGGCUGUCCCCGAAUACCCUGUUCAGUACUUCUUGUCUAGACCGUCCGGCGAGAAACCGCCACCGGGAUUGGAGAACUAUCCUGAGGUGAGGCAGAUCAAAUACCCUAAAGCUGGUGCACCGAAUCCAGUCGUCAGCCUGGAGUUCUACGACGUCGAAAAGAGCCAGACAUUUGCUGUCGAGCUGCCUGAAAACUUUAGUGACGACGACCGGGUAAUCAUCGAAGUGGUCUGGGCAUCUGCGGGCAACGUUCUUGUCCGGGAGACAAACCGAGAAAGUGAUGUCCUGAAAGUAUUUUUGAUUAACACGGAGUCCAGGACUGGAAAGCUUGUGAGACAGGAGAACAUCACAGAUCUGGAUGGGGGCUGGGUUGAGCCUACUCAAUCCACCCAAUUUAUCCCAGCCGAUAUCACGAAUGGACGCCCAAAUGAUGGCUAUAUUGACACCGUUGUCGUUGAAGGGUAUGAUCAUCUAGGGUACUUCACGCCUCUUGACAAUCCUAACCCCGUUAUACUUACCUCUGGUGAGUGGGAGGUGACUGAAUCUGCGGUUGAUAUACAAAGAGGGAUUGUCUUUUUCAUUGGCACAAAGGAAUCUCCGAUAGAACGUCAUCUCUACCAGGUUAAACUUGAUGGAUCGGAUCUCCAGCCACUGACAAACACCUCUAAGCCUGGAUACUAUGACGCAUCAUUUUCAAGCGGCGCUGGGUAUGCAUUGCUGAGUUAUCGCGGCCCAGAAAUUCCCUGGCAGGCUGUGGUUAACACCCAGAGCGAUAGAAUCGAAUACGAGCAGUUCGUCGAGGAAAAUAAUGAGCUUUCGCAAAUGGUUAAAGAACACGCCCUUCCCAUUGAAGUCUAUCAAAACGUGACAAUAGACGGCUACACGCUCCAAGUCGUGGAGCGUCUCCCUCCUCAAUUUAACCCAGCAAAAAAGUAUCCUGUUCUCUUCUAUCUGUAUGGUGGACCAGGCUCGCAGACUGUAGAACGUAAGUUCUCUGUCGACUUUCAGUCAUAUAUUGCGUCAAGCCUGGGUUAUAUUGUUGUCACGGUUGAUGGCCGGGGAACGGGAUUUAUAGGUCGAAAAGCCCGGUGCAUAGUCAGGGGCAAUUUAGGCCACUAUGAAUCGCGAGAUCAGAUUGAGACGGCCAGAAUCUGGGCUAAGAAGGAGUACGUCGACGAGACUCGCAUGGCGAUCUGGGGCUGGAGCUAUGGUGGAUUCAUGACUCUGAAGACUCUAGAACAAGAUGCCGGCCAGACAUUCCGAUAUGGAAUGGCCGUUGCGCCAGUGACAGACUGGAGCUUAUAUGACUCGCUCUACACAGAGCGCUACAUGCAUACCCCUCAGCAUAACCCAUCAGGCUAUGCCGCUGCCUCAAUUUCAAAUGUGUCUGCCCUGGCGGAGACUACGCGCUUUCUCAUAUUUCACGGCGUCUCAGAUGACAACGUCCACAUGCAGAACUCGCUUGUUUUGAUUGAUAAACUGGACCUGUCGAACGUUCUUAACUAUGACGUCCAAGUGUUCCCAGAUUCCGAUCAUAGUAUAUAUUUUCACAACGGCCGUAAAGUGGUUUAUGAACGCCUAUCAAGCUGGCUCAUAAACGCCUUCAACGGCGAGUGGGAACGAAUAGCGGACCCGGUCCCAGAAGAAACCAUAUUUGAGAGAUUCAAAAGAUCUAUUCCGUCGUUAUUAGGCUAGAAAUGUCUUAUUUUCCGCACCUGGUGGAGUUAUACGUUGUAUGAGUCCGGUUAUGAUCUUGGUUGUUUUCUCGCUAUAUAUAUAUAUGCCUCGAGUUCUAAGAUAUGGAAAUACAUUACGAUAGGGUGGACGGUAGAUAUAACCAUCGGUUGGAUAUUGCUAUUGCUAUUAUCUCAAUUGAAGAUUCAAUUAUACAACCAAGAUGAGCGUUGAUUAGAACAAAUGAGCUGGGUUACUAGGGUUUAUUACCUCUUCGACAGAUAAAUAUAGCUUUCUCGAUAGCAAAAGAAUAGUACGAAAGCCAGUUAACAAGUCUCAACCCAAUUAUCUAAAUCCAUAUUCUUAAGCACCGUCGAGAAGUUCCCAACUCCUGGGUAAUCGCAGAACUCCAAUUUCUUCUGCGCCGAGACACUCUGGUUGUUAUCCGUAUCCUCGCCCUUAGGAUACUCAAUAUGAAAUACCGGCUUUCCCACCCUCGUAAACGCAGAAUAAAUGACACACUCAUCGAACUCAACACACUGCUCGUUCACGCUCCAUUGCAUAUUCCCCAACACAGACGGGAUGAUAUCUCCCGCAUUCUUGAGUCCAACAGACAUAUUUCUCGCAUGGGCCUCCUCAGCAAGCCAAUUCACAUAGUCCACCGAAUCUACCUCCGUCAGUCCUAGCCCGUUGUCGUUAUCGUAACCAUCGACAUUGUCGGGAUCUACUCCAUCACAACCCUUGCUGGCAGCAAGCUCUAGACGAUUCAGCAUGAUACGACGCACGUCCGACGAGCUGAUAUUGACCCAUUUCUCGUCUGGCCAUCCAUCCAACGUGUUUCCAAGAUCAGACUGUUGAAACUCGUCCUUAUCCGGCCUCCAGUUCUCGUAGCUGCCCGCCGAGAAGUAGCAGAUUACUUUGCGGCCCAGUCUAUGUAGCUCGGCGAUAAUAGACGCAUUGUUGUUGAAGAGAUCGAUGUCAUAGAUGGAGGCAUUGUAUGAAGUAUCGUUGAGCGGAUACUCUAAUUCAAUCUGCCAGGUUGUGCCCACCAUUGGUUGCCAUUUCACUGUGGCAUUGGGCUGUGCGGUCUCGUUUCCGCUUGAAGGAGGAGGGGGUGGUAGUGGUGAUGGUUCACUAUCAUUUUCGUCUCCACUGCCAUGGCCCGAUCCAACAACUAGACCGAUUCCAAGACCUAGAGUAAGGGCAAAUAUGGCGAUAAGACCUAGCCCAAGAAUUAUGAGCCUUCUCUUGAAGGGCCAGGAUUUCCAUCCAAGGAUACUGGUGGAGGAGGCCUUGACAGCCUUGUCCGGAAUGCUAUACAUGGGUAUAAUGACUCAGAGAGUGAACUGGAGGAGUCGAUUGUGUUGAUUGUCAAAUAGUAACAAAGGCUAAGGAGUGCCUCGAUGAACUCAUGGACAACGUACGGAAACGUCAGUGUAGAUCUGUUAUAUAUGCCAGUAGCAGAACAGAAGUUGAUCAUAUGGUAACCAGAGCAGAUAUAUUCAAGAAAGGAGGGGAAAAUCCAGAAGCACCGCAGGAUCAAGGACGUUGUCACGAAACUGCUAACUCGAAAGGCCAGCUCACUAGUCCUACCUACAGCCAGACUGUUCUGAACCGUGGCAGCUGCCAGUCACUUGUGAGACCCUGAAGAUCUCAAAAGCAUGGCAGAGACGACGAGCCUCUUCAUUGCCAC